ACCAGCUUCACAAGACACUGACUGCCUCACUUCUCAUGGAUGGCUGAAGCCGCAAAAACGCGACGCUCUCAUUCUCACCUCCAGGCACUACGCCAUGCAUCCCGAUCGAGCGGCAGCGAUGUGGACGGACGGUAGACUGGGAAAACCCUUUACACGCAGCCAGCAUCCAUGGUCGAUCGGUUCAUUCAUUCAAAUUGGUGUGCUCGCGAUGCUCUCUCUUGCGGGAAAAUGAACACGCUCACACACACACAUGCACAUGCGCAUCAGACACCCUCUCUUUUAAGAGGUACUACAUACCUGCAUCUCUCUCUCUCUCUCUGCAGGCCGACAAACGGCGCCCCCUUCUCUCUCACACGAGCCACACACACACACAGACGGACACACACACGGACAGACACAUGAAGAACGCCGACACAGAAAAUGCGACACGAUGAGCGUUAUUGACAGAGCACUUCACCGGCGUCAUGCCAUUCAAAUAGAGUCCCCCCCAUCCCCUCCACUCCCCUCCCCCUCCCCCACACACAGUCAACCCCCCCACCCUCACCUCACACCCAUACCGCACCGCCGUCAGUCACACUAAAAGAGCCAGUGCCAGGCUGCAGAAGAGCGUUGCCGUGACCAGCGACAGCAGGUACAUCCAAAACAGCAGCUUGGACAGAAAGUCCGCCUCCUCCCUCAAACCGAGCUGGUUGGACACCACAGAGAGCGCCAAGGCAGGCGGCGCGCAAAACUCCAGAAGCAGCACCAGCUUGAAGACCGGGCUGUCCGGCACCAGUGUGCGCACCCACGAGCCAUACCCGGCGCUAUGCAGGUACUCGAGCAGCACGAGCAUCCCACAGCCCACCAUGGGGACGACCACAAGCUUGAUGCCGGAGCAGAAGACCACGAACAGCGCUUCCGGCGAGAGGCAUUGCGGCCUGCCGCUCUGCUGGUGCCUGCUGUCCUUGUUGCUGCGGCCGGUGUCGUGCUGCACGCCGUGUGCAAGCGAGGCCGCGAGGAUCAGGGACAUCAACGUCACCGUGGGCUCGGCGAUUAGCCUCCCAACACGCCCAAAGACAGACAAGAAACUACUCGUAUCCUCAAACAUGGACACCUGCAUGCCAUGCCAUGCAUGCAGGUCGCAACGCAACACAGGCACCGAUUGAAUAUUCACUGGGGGGGCGACGGGGCGUGCCACUCACCUGGAAGUCUCGCCAGAGUCCCAUCAAGAGGCCCAAGAUGGUUGCGAUGAUAGCCGGGUGCCGAAGCCUGUUCAACGCGGGCGGGAACAGGUAGUGGCGCUUGCCGGCUGCACCAGGACACCGCUGCUGCCGCUGCUGCUCCUCCUCCUCCUCCUCAUCGCCCGAGUCCCCAUCUCUAUCGCCAUUCUUGCUGCUGUUGGACGGCACUAUGUCGAUCGUCUCAGCGGCGUCCUGGGUGCAGCUAUCGGUUGAGGGGCCGGCCGGGAAAUGCGGCGCCUGCGUGUGGUCAGGGCGCCACGUUGAUGGUGGCGGCACAGACUUGGUAUGCUGGAUUGGCAGCACUGGCGGCGGCUCCGACGCAGCGCGACAAAGGGGGAGCUUCGUGGCUUCAUUGACAGACGCGCAGCCAUCGGGUGACGACUGGCCAUCCGACAAAGAGGCUGCAGCUGCUGCUCGCCGGCUGAGCGCCGCCAGUGAUUCUAACGCAGGCAUCCCAUGCAGCCAAAACACGAAGAACCUGACAGACACCAGAACACGCGCGCAGAACACAUCACACGCUUUGACGUGUUUGUUUGUCUCGGCUGACUAAUGGUGGUGUGGUGUGGUGUGGUGUGGUGUGCCAUCCAUCCAUCCAUUUCGCGUCAGUACCAGGGUAUGCCAUGGAUGAAGAGCAGGGAGUCAGCCUCAUCUUCACAGCUGUCCGCCGACCCCGCCCACUCGCCAAGCGCAUCAGACGUCUGGCAGAGCGCCCGCAUCAGCGGCAGAAGGAAAUUGAUGCCAUUCUGGAAGGUCAGGCAAGUCACAGCACACGAGGUGGUGGCCUUGGGCAAUUCCCUGACUCUCGUGCGCCAGAGUGCGAUAAGGGCAACUGCGGUCAGAUGGUUGGUCAGCAGCGUCACGAGGCUCCACAGGACGAUGGGCCAUAAAGCCUCCAGCUCACGCACAUCCACGGUGGAUGCCAAGCUCACGAAACACAUGCUGACCACCCACACAGACACAUCAUGAUGCACCUGACAUGCAGUGUUCGGGGUGGGUCUUCUGUCCCCUUACCAUGGUAGGAAGAGCAGCAUCGACAGCCGGGAGAGUUCCUGCAGCAGCCCGCGAGAGAGAAUGGGCGCUUUCCUUGGGAAAUACGCCAGUAGGAAACCAGGGCUGCAUAGCAGAAAGACCUGCAGUAUACAAGUAGUACGGCAAGCGAGUCAAUGAUAGAUGGAUGACUCAGAUCAAGAUGCGAGGCGCUCUGUGUGUGACCUUACCUACCUGCAGCACGGAGCUGAAUGAUGCGUAGAAGAUGCUCCCCAGCUGCAUGAUGGAUUCUCCACGGCGGGCGAAUGCGAUUUUUUCUUUUGACCUGUCGCUUCUCCUUGCCUUGCGGGGAAACAGCC
Vitrella brassicaformis is the source of this 2566-nucleotide messenger RNA. Lineage: Eukaryota; Vitrellaceae. The record is from the annotation of a GenBank genome assembly.